Molecule: messenger RNA, 2545 nt
Organism: Cavia porcellus (domestic guinea pig)
Lineage: Eukaryota; Metazoa; Chordata; Mammalia; Rodentia; Caviidae
Gene: Snx11
Product: sorting nexin 11
Exons: 9
Coding region: 322-1116 (264 amino acids)
Biological process (GO): intracellular protein transport; vesicle organization
Cellular component (GO): endosome
Molecular function (GO): phosphatidylinositol phosphate binding
Source: RefSeq, a predicted model, not a curated record
GUUUUCGGGGGCGGGGCCUCCAAGGUGGCGUUGAUUGGCUGUCCGGGAACCGUCUCCCGUCGUGCACUGGGGCGCUGGCGACUCACCCGGAAGGGGAAACCUUGAUUCUGGUUUAAGGUGGUGUCCUGGGGGAAAUAGGCGCUGCUCUUAGGAGCUGGCCCAGAUCAUUCGUUGGCAGUCCUUACUGGCUGAAGUCUGUUUUUAUUUCAAGAGUCUCACUAUGUAGCCUAGGAUGGUCUCAAACUCACAGCGAUCCUCCUGCCUCAGCCUCCUGAGUGCUGUGAUGACAGAUGCCUUCUUGCAGCCGGCUGUGGGUGUAGGAUGUCAGAGAACCAGGAGCAGGAGGAGGUGAUCACAGUGCGCGUUCAAGACCCCCGCGUGCAGAAUGCGGGCUCCUGGAACUCCUACGUGGACUAUAAGAUUUUCCUCCAUACAAACAGCAAGGCCUUCACGGCAAAGACUUCCUGUGUGCGGCGCCGCUACCGGGAGUUCGUGUGGCUGAGGAAGCAGCUGCAGAGGAAUGCAGGCCUGGUCCCUGUGCCCGAACUUCCCGGGAAGGCCCCCUUCUUCGGCAGCUCAGAUGAGUUCAUUGAGAAGCGACGCCAGGGCCUGCAGCACUUCCUGGAGAAGGUCUUGCAGAGCGUGGUCCUCCUGUCGGACAGCCAGCUGCACCUCUUCCUGCAAAGCCAGCUCUCGGUGCCCGAGAUAGAAGCCUGCGUGCAGGGCCGAAGCCCCACCACAGCUGCUGAAGCCAUCCUGCACUAUGCCAUGUCCAACUGUGGCUGGGCCCAGGAGGAGAGGCCAGGCGCAGCCUGCCGGGCCCAAGGCGAUCAGCCCAACAGUUGCUGCUUUCUGCCGAGGUCGGGGAAGAGGGGCUCGCCCUCACCGCCCCCCAGUGCUGAGCAGGACCACGUGGCAGUGUGGGCCCCUGUGGUGGACUCCGAGGCGCCUUCCCUGGAGAGCCCUGCGCUGCCGCCCUCCUCACCCCGGUCAUCCUGUGACUGCACAGGGCCUGAUGAGGGACCCUCUGCUUUCCAGCCUGCAGGGUCAGCUGCGGGAGGUGACUGUGUGGUGCCUUUGGACGCUGGCCAGAUGGACGCAGUGUGGGGAAACUGAGGUCUGCUUUGAGCUCUGGGCUCUACUUUAAACAGUCAGAAUGAGCAGGGCGUGGUGGUACAGGCCUGUCAUCCCAGCACUCAAGAGGCUGAGGCAGGACGGUCACUGCCAGUUCAAGGCCAGCCUAGACUACACAGCAAGACCCUGUCAUAGCUUCCCCCCAUAGGAAAAAGAAGAUGCAGGCAGGACACUGGGUCCAGUGGGGUGGGGACAGGGUGGGCACGUUAGGCUGGGUGCACAGAGGUCGGUGGAGAUGCUUUUGACUCCUCCAUAGAACAGGUGUUAUGCAGCUGUUGCUAAGUUACAUGCAGGGCCAGGGACUCUGAACAGGAGCCUGGAUUUAGUCUCAGGGGAGCUGAGUGGUGUGUGGCUGUUACAGCCCCAGGUGACUGGCUUUGGGGAUCAACGGCCGUGUCAAACACUGCCAGCAGCAGUGCUCGUGGGUUGUAUUCCCUUCUUGGCUGGUUUCUCUGUUCUGUUCUUUUUCUUUUUCUUUUCUUUUUUUUUUUUUUUUUUUUUUUGAGACAGGGUCUCACUAUGUAGCCCAGCCUGGUCUUGAACCUAUGGCCAUCCUCCUGCCUUAGCCUCUGGAGUGCUGGGAUGACAGAUACGCACCACCACACCUGGCUCCUCUCUCUCUCUCCUUUCCCUUGCCUUGCCUUUCCUUCUUCCUUCCUUCCUUCCUUCCUUCCUUCCUUCCUUCCUUCCUUCCUUCCUUCCUUUUCUGCAUCCUGUGUGCUGCACCUAGGGCUGCCCCACUGCACCCCUCCCCCUUAUUUUUAUUUGGAACCAACUGUCUUGAGCUGCCCAAGCUGCCCGGCAACCUGCGACCCUCCUGUGUGAGCACUGUGUUUCGGGCCCCUGGGCUCCUGCCCAUUUCCUUGCCCAGAGCGUGGCCACGUCCCACGCCUCCCUUGUCCUUGGUCACACCGCCAAGCCGGCCAGGCACCGUAACGCCUGUGGCUGUGGCUUCUGUGGCUCCCAAGACCUCAGCCAGCUGAGUGGGCCCGGGAGUCUGACAGCUCUGUGCCUCUGGCGAGGGACGUGGUGGUCUUGGCUGGAGGGAGGGGCAGGUGCUGGGGGCUUUGUCCUGGAGGAGCGUGGUUCUUUUCUCUGUGGGGCCAGAGUGGCCUUUCUGUUCCAAACCCUUUUCUUCCUCUGUAGCAGUAGCUCCCUGUCCCCAGGGCUUUGGAGGCUGAGGUGUGGCCAGGAGGCCACCUGUUUGGUCCAGCAGGUGCUGCCCCAGGCUCUGGAAGAGCAGCCUGGGGGUUGGGACAAGGGAUAGUGAGGCCCUCUGCCUGGCCCCAGGCCUGUGCCCCAAAGCCAUCCUGUCUGUGACCGAGCCUUUGUCACUCCCAGCCUUUGUGGUGGUGCCUCAGUUCAGAAUUGAGGGGCUUUGGCUUGAAAUAAAACGCAAGGAUAAAAUCCA